AUUUGAUACCAUUCCAGCCAUUACCACGAGCUGGUCCUCCCCAAUUAAGGUGCCACCAACCUCCUGGGACUGGGUUUAUGAAAUUUGGACUCUCCAUGGGAACGAGGGAUUUUCUCCGACCCUCCUAGUCUACAGACACGCCCAUCUGUUGCAGUUGAGCGUCCAUAGCAACAACUCCAUGGGGGGAAGUGUCUGACAGGAGUUUUGAAAUAAUUCCAGUGACACUAAAGUUCUUCAGUAAGGUUUUAGCUAGGUACUUUGCUCUCUCAUGGACGCUAAUAUUUAUAACAACGCUAUGCAGAACAAAGUUGCUUGGAAGUGGCGAGUUAUCGACUACAUGCGAACAUGCUAACGUUAAUUGGGCUAUUUUUGGCUAACGUUAGAUAGCUCGCUAUAAUUAGUAUUAUUGUUUACAUUUUCUAGCUAGCUAGCUAACGUUAGUUGAGGAUGUCUGCAUCCAUAAAAUCAAGCCCGUCACCUCCUGUCUUACCGAAACCAGAGGGCCGAAGGAUAAAGUCAAGUCAUUCUCUUGUAUCGCCUGUGGAAGAUCAUGAUAGAGCCCUUUCAGAACUCCCUGAGCUGAAAGAGAAACAGGUGCCAGUGACAGAUCGAUCAAAGAUGCAGCUUGUCCCGAUGCAGAAUGACUUGAUCCCAGAUGAGCUCCUGGCCACCCUCACCUCAACCAUCUGUCCCCAUGAUAGGCUGGGACCCCCAAAGCUAACCAAGACCCCCAAAGACUUCAAGGUCUAUGGAAUACGACACACGGACGCGGUUUGGCAUCACCCAGUCGGACGCAAGAAAUACAAAUACUUUCUCGAUCAACCAACGUCAUUGACAGGAGCGGGCAGGGACAUCUCCUUUUUGUGUGAUUCCAUGGCCUCUCAGAGGGAGAGGAUUCCCCUGCCACCCAUGGCUGACAGGGGCACCACCCACACACAGGGCAUUCAAAAGGACAUGAGCCUUAUGGAGAGCCUCAUCCCAGAGGAAUAUCACAUUGUGAAAAACAAAGGGGUUCAAGGACUGGAGUGCUAUGACGAUAAAUUCACAGUACUGUUGGAGGACGACGAAAGGAUGCUCAAAGUCUUUCCAUCAAUGAGGCCCAGCGGGCGGCUGGAGGCAGUGCAGCUGAUGAAGGUGAUGGAUGAGAUGUUGGACAGAGCAGGGGUCAACCAGGAGUACAGAGCGCUGACUGGACUGUCACAGAUGCAAGGCCUUCUAGAGCUCGUGCGUGUGGAACAGAACAUCUACAACAUAGUGUUCCAUGAGCUGAUCAGACAGGUCAGUGUGGAGUGUGCUGAGAGAGGACAGCUCCUGGCUAAGCUCAGACAGAGGUAUGUGGCUCUGUUGGACCGUAUCCCCAGGCAGCUGAAGGGUCUCCAUACAGAGACACUGGCCCAGAGAGCUCUGGACCGCAGGCUCACAGAGGAGAUCAUCUGCUUCAGGAGCUCCAUCUCUAAGCUCAACACAGAGCUGUGUAAGAUGAAGGAGCAUGACGAGUAUGUGUCCAAGCAGGCUGAGAAAGCACAGCAGGAGCUGGCCAAGGCUCUGGAACAAUCACAGAAGAACUCUGAUGUGGUGGGAGAGUACCAUGGCCUGUAUGAGAUGCAGAGGAGGAGAUUGGAGGGACAGGUGGCCAGACUGACGAACGAGAGGGACCUGUGGAGCAGAGUCACUUACAACUUGGCCCUCAAGGUGAUCAAGUUGAACAACCUCCAGCUGGCCAGCAGGCUUCACGUCAGUGAGCAGACCUGGACCAAGACUGCUGAGCACUUUACACUCUUCCUGACCUCCAAGGACACAGAAGACCUGAACCAUAUCAUGCAGCUGACAGAGCAGUGGAAGGAGCAGCUGACGUCCUUCGUGCAGAGUCUGAGAGAGGCUGAGCAUGGCCACUGUGAGGGGAUAAGUAGCAUACAGGCUGACAUCGUCAAAUGGCACACGUCCGUUGGCGCCAACAUCAGGAGCCCGGAUCCGAAAUUUGAGAAAGUUUCAGAAGAACAGCUUUAUUCAGAUUUGAAACAGUGGUCAAAUGCGUUGACCAUUCAGUGUGAGCGCUAUGGGGGCGAAGACCUCCUCUCCUGCCAGGAGACCCUCAACAUGCUGGGCCAGCUGCAGGAGGCCUGGGAGGAGGUGGGCCUCCGGCUCUUCAGGAGACACCCGGCCCCAGACGGCGAGCCCCCCAGGGGCCAGGAGGCCAUGAGGGAGCUGGGCCUUGCUGUGUCGGAGCUUCACAAGCAGCUGGGCACACGCAUCAACGGCGAGAGUGGAAUCCACAAGCAACUGAUGUGUCUGGUUAGGGUGAUGGAAUUCUGGGCCACCCGACUGAAGGCCCUUGUUGGCCGCCCCGAGAAGCUGCCCCACUGUGAUUGGCUGAAGCUGGAGAAGGCCCUGGGUAGCUGGAUGUUGCUGGCGGAGGAGUCCUUGAAGCACGUCCACAGCACCCAGCCUGAGAAUGAGAGGGUCAAGCACAAACCACACGUCCAGAUCGAGAUCAAUGAUGUCUUCAACACUCUCCGGGAGUUCAUCUUGACCCAAGCCAACUUCUUUGACUGUGAGAACCGAAGGCUAUGUGAGGAGGUGAACUCCAUCCACACGGCUCUGACUCGCUGGAUGGUGGACAUGCUCCUCCAGAUGGUCCCAGACCACUGUGACGUCCUGCCGGGGCUCAACACCACCGCCAUCAUGGAGGUCUCCCUGGAGCAACUAGAGGAAGACGCCAAGAACCUCUCAGAGAAACUGGACUACUUCUCCAAAUAUAUCACCAGCUCUUGCCGGGCCAUUGUGGAGGAGGAGAUUCAGAGGAGCAUGGCUCGGGAUGACUCAGAGAAUGAGCUUUCUGAGCUCAACAAACUGCAGAGGGAAUGUGGCGAGUGGAUGGAGUCCUGUCGAAUCCUGCUGUCCGACAAGAAGGGCAGUCCCGUGGAGCUGCGCGUCACACUGAAUUUGGUCCACCGUUCUUUUACGGAACUCCUUCCCUCUGCGAUGCCCAGCAUGGAAUCUCUGAUGAACCUACCGGCAGUUGAUCCACUAGAAGCUUUGGAUGAAGAAGAGGAGCCGAACAAGAAGAGUCCAAUGGAAUUCAUUGAGGUGGAGACAGAGUACCCAGAAGAGGCCAUGGAGUGCUCACUGGCCGGCUCUAUUAUGAAGCUGAUAGGCCAUGAUGGUAACAUCAUUGAGCGAACCCUGGGGGAGGAUACUAUUCAGCUGGAUGGGACUGAAGACAUGGUUGCCCGUCCACACACACCUAACGGUCAGAGAGCCUUUGAUGCCCUGGCCACAGUAGGGGUUCUGCAGCACGAGUUACUUGGGGUUGAGGCUCGUGUCCAGCGAGCAGAGGAGCGGGCCCUAAAGGCAGAGGAGGCCCUCCAGGCUGCGCUGGAGAAGAUCCAAGAUCUGGAGAGACAGCUACAGGGCAGGCCCAGUCUGGAGGCCAAAGUGAGCAAGCAGUCUGUGGCAGUGUCUCCCAAGUCAAAGGUGUCCAGCCCUGAACCCAAACCAGUGAGUCAGAAGACUGAGCCUAGCCCCAGACAAACCAAGCCCAAGAAACGCUGAACCCUGAAAACAGUACUGUAGCUUCAGAUGGAAUGUGAAACUCUGCUCCUCUGAAGAUCCAACCACUUUGUAUUUGACAAACGAAUAAACGCAACGUGAUGUAUUGUAUGACUCGGCGUUCAACAGUGUUUAAUCAGUUGCCUUUUUUGGGGGUUGUUCUGUAAUUUACAUGCUAUUUGUUAAGCAAUCAUGUCCUUACAACAAGGUUAUGUGACAUAUGGUUCCCUCUAUAGUCAUGUUCAUACUAUAUGGUUCCCUCUAGUCAUGUUCAUACUAUAUGGUUCCCUCUAGUCAUGUUCAUACUAUAUGGUUCCCUCUAGUCAUGUUUAUACUAUAUGGUUCCUUUUUAAUAAUAAUAUUAUCAUUUAUUUAUUAUGGACCCUAUUUACCCUCAUAUUACCCUGUCUGACUUAGCUGGUUUGCAGUGUGUCAUCAGUAUG
Molecule: messenger RNA, 3992 nt
Organism: Salvelinus sp. IW2-2015
Lineage: Eukaryota; Metazoa; Chordata; Actinopteri; Salmoniformes; Salmonidae
Gene: axdnd1
Product: axonemal dynein light chain domain containing 1
Source: RefSeq, a predicted model, not a curated record